AUGGCACCGUCUCAGCCUCACCUAAAGCUCAAGGUUCGGGGCCGCCCUCGAUAUCGCGCCUGGCAAUCCCGAGAGGCCUUUCUUUUGCGACAUCAUCUUCACCAUAGACCUCCUCAUUCACCGCGGUGCCAUCUACCAGGCAACCACAACACCCGGGAUGACCGUAAUGAUAUUCGCAACGAGACUCGAAAUAUCGCGGCUGAAGUAGAUCCCCGGACAAGUCCUCCAACUUCCUUCCGGUCCCACUCCUCAAGCAAUCGAAAUCCAUACUCUCGGUCAUCUCGCCCCUUAUCUUUGACCGUGCCUAAGCGUCGGCGGCUGAGUGAGAAUGACCUCGAUCAAAAUCAGCAGCGACCCCCAACGAAGCGUCGUCGAGUAUCCAAGGGAGACAAGUCAAAGGAGCUGUUUGACCAGGAAUUUAUUCUUAUCACUCAAACAAUGCCUAGAGUGGCCCAGAGACAUCUCCCACGAGAGCCACAGAGGCAGGUCACAGGAAACGACCGGAGCGACGAUUCUAUUCAAUCGCCAAGACAUCGCCCGAGACCCAUAUCUCCACUGGAGGAUUCACAGGCUGAGAACGAAUUCUACCAGGGAUUCAUGCGAGAUGACCCAACGGUCAAGGAUCUUGCAACUGGGGAAGAUGUAGAGUGUGAGGAUAAAGUAGUAGACUCCUUGGUCUUGAGUCAUGAUCAAGAACCUCCCAACAAUGACCGCAUCACUUCUCUUCGCCCAAACACUCGCACGUCCAUCUCCUCAGUCUUAUUCAACUGUUUCCUCGUUGUGCUAAAAAUUGGUAUUUUCACCUACUUGUACCGCCAAAUCUACCCCUAUAAGCCCUUUCGGGCAGUUGACUGGUAUGAAAAGGCCAUCGACAUUGCCGUAAUGGAGAUAACCGUCAGCCGCGUGGUGCUCUUUGGAGAAGCAGCGCUUGAGCCAAUGCGCUGGAAGGGCCAACCUGGGCUUUUACCUGAUCCUGAAGCUACACUCGAUGCAGGCUCUACUGGCAUGUCUGACUACGAUUCCGUCUCUGUCUACAAGCCCUGGGAGACAUCUUCGAACGGGACAUACCUGCCCGAACAUUGGUUCCUUAUGGACCUUGGCUAUGUACUACGAUCAGCCCUGAAUGACCUGCAGGAAAUAGCGAAUCAUGGUCCUCCACAGUUUAAGUUCACUCGAGGGACUAGUACCCAAUUUCGCUGGUCAACAAGCUCCGGUUCAUUUAUUUCUCCUCACAACUCUCUUCCGACAAUCCCAGACGAUGAAUGGGAUGCUUAUAUUGAAUCUGGUGUACCCGACUCAACCAUCCUCGGAAUGCCUCCUUAG
Molecule: messenger RNA, 1323 nt
Organism: Fusarium tjaetaba
Lineage: Eukaryota; Fungi; Ascomycota; Sordariomycetes; Hypocreales; Nectriaceae
Exons: 1
Coding region: 1-1323 (440 amino acids)
Source: RefSeq, a predicted model, not a curated record